Triplophysa dalaica is the source of this 2125-nucleotide messenger RNA. RefSeq names its product ISL LIM homeobox 1a (gene isl1a). Gene Ontology annotation, cellular component: nucleus. NCBI's taxonomy places the organism in Eukaryota, Metazoa, Chordata, Actinopteri, Cypriniformes, Nemacheilidae. Gene Ontology annotation, biological process: neuron fate specification; axonogenesis; positive regulation of transcription by RNA polymerase II. The coding region runs from base 189 to 1238 and encodes 349 amino acids. The record is from RefSeq and is a predicted model, not a curated record. The transcript is spliced from 6 exons. Gene Ontology annotation, molecular function: DNA-binding transcription factor activity, RNA polymerase II-specific; cis-regulatory region sequence-specific DNA binding.
CAAUACAGUGACCAAGCACGAGAGCGCAACACACACCCCUAACUCUAAUCGCAAGCAUCUCGAUUCCGGGAAGUCCUGCAACACCUCGAACCCUCGGCCACUUUCCCACCUUCACUGAUCAAAACACGGACACUAAGGGCCUUCUCUCCGUUUUUAAAGUGGACCUAACACCGCCUUACUUUCUUGACAUGGGAGACAUGGGGGAUCCACCAAAAAAAAAGCGUCUAAUCUCGCUGUGUGUCGGCUGUGGGAAUCAAAUUCAUGACCAGUAUAUUUUGCGGGUGUCCCCGGACCUGGAGUGGCACGCGGCGUGUUUGAAAUGUGCAGAAUGUAAUCAGUAUCUAGACGAGUCCUGUACGUGUUUUGUCCGAGAUGGAAAAACUUACUGUAAACGGGACUACAUAAGGUUAUACGGCAUUAAAUGUGCUAAGUGCAACAUCGGUUUCAGCAAGAAUGACUUUGUGAUGAGAGCACGCUCGAAGGUGUAUCAUAUUGAGUGUUUUAGAUGUGUGGCGUGUAGUCGGCAGCUCAUCCCAGGAGAUGAAUUCGCUCUGCGGGAAGAUGGACUCUUCUGCAGGGCCGACCACGACGUAGUGGAGCGGGCAACAAUGGGUGCUGGUGACCCAUUAAGCCCAUUACAUCCGGCGAGACCUUUACAAAUGGCAGCAGAGCCCAUUUCGGCACGUCAGCCUGCGCUCCGACCGCAUGUGCACAAGCAACCCGAGAAAACAACCCGCGUCCGGACAGUCCUUAACGAAAAACAGCUCCAUACAUUGAGGACUUGUUACAAUGCCAACCCUCGACCCGAUGCUCUUAUGAAAGAGCAGCUCGUUGAAAUGACGGGUCUCAGCCCGAGAGUCAUCAGGGUUUGGUUUCAAAACAAGCGCUGCAAGGACAAAAAGCGGAGUAUACUAAUGAAACAACUUCAGCAGCAGCAACCCAACGACAAAACGAACAUCCAGGGGAUGACAGGAACUCCAAUGGUGGCAACCAGUCCAGAGAGACAUGACGGUGGUUUGCAGGCAAACCAAGUGGAGGUGCAGAGUUACCAACCGCCUUGGAAAGUCCUGAGUGACUUCGCACUGCAGAGUGACAUCGACCAGCCUGCUUUCCAGCAACUGGUGAAUUUUUCUGAAGGAGGUCCUGGCUCAAACUCCACAGGAAGCGAGGUCGCCUCGAUGUCCUCGCAACUGCCAGAUACACCGAACAGUAUGGUAGCGAGUCCAAUAGAGGCCUAGGCGAACGGAUUAUCUCCUGCACCAGAAGUUUAGGAAAGAAUGCGUCGGGAAACCAAUCUCAGAGAGGGGGUCGAUCGUGAAGUUUCUUCCAUCCCUGUUUCAUGUAGGGCCACGCCUGAAUAAAACCCAUCCUACAACUGCACGAGGCCUCUAUAUCGAAACAACCUUUGGUUGUAUUUAUACACUGUGAUGACAAUCGUGGGAUUUAAACACACUCAGCUGUACCGAGCAAGUCCAACGAGUGUCGCGAAAAGACCCUUCAGAAGUACAUUGUCGUUGAUGAGAAGUUGCAAACUUCAGCGAAAGUGGACACAGACGGUGCACGCAUCCACAUGACCAUUGCAGUGCUCCGCGGCCGAGUGGACCUACACUUUUGCCAAAAACCCAUUCGUAUCUUUUCCCACUUUUUAUGACAAAUCAAAGGACCUCUACGGAUUUAAGACGCAAAUGAACGUAGUCUAAUAUACAUUCAUAUACCUACUUUUGUGCGCAACGUGAGUAGCCUAUAAAGAACCCAUGACUGUUUAUUCUGUUUCUAUUAAAUAGAUAAAAUGGACUAUAGUUCACAAAUAAGACGUUUUAAAGAGGUUAUGGGCACCUGGGUCAACUGCGAUUAGAGAGUUUUGUUAUAUGGUCUCUUUUCAAGUCCAAGUACUAAAGCAUUGCAACAAGGUAUACCUCUCUUUUGCCACAAGCUGUGUGGGAAUUUCAUGUGUUCGUGUCCGUCCAAGAACGUUUUCUUUCCCAAAGAUGUGUAUAGGUUUAAGUUAAUAUGACUGAUUAGCUCUGGAGGCUUCUUUUUGUUCCUGUACCACAAAAUAUUUUAUUAUUUAUUGUCGAGACAUGCCACUUUUGUGAACUUUUACUUGCUGAAGUAAAAAAGAGGA